This is a messenger RNA of Hippocampus comes (tiger tail seahorse), 875 nucleotides long. It is a transcript of the gene tmem229b, whose product is annotated as transmembrane protein 229B. The transcript has 2 exons. Bases 18 to 809 code for a protein of 263 amino acids. The record is from RefSeq and is a predicted model, not a curated record. NCBI's taxonomy places the organism in Eukaryota, Metazoa, Chordata, Actinopteri, Syngnathiformes, Syngnathidae.
UGUGUUUUGCGUGCGUGAUGUUCAAGGGCUCGUCAGUGCGCCGCAGAGGAGUCUCGCCAUGCGCGCACGCGCGCGUGGGUCUACACGGCGCAUCAUCGUUUGACGCGUUUGCGUACAAAGCAACGCAGACUCCGCCCGUGGUGCGUUCAGGUGCCAAAUAUUUAUCUAUUCAUUCAACACUUUCGAUGAUGCAGUCCGGUGGAGUUUUUGACCUGGGCCCCGAGUCGACGAGCCGCGUGGCCAUGGCAACCAUGUCCAUCCUGCAGCCGCCGUCGCCACUGCCGGCCCUGUGCCGCUGGUACCUGUACGCCAUCCACGGCUACGUGUGCGAGGUGCUGUUCACGGGGUGCUGGGACUUCGCCCUGCACCGUAACUGGAAGCUCCCGGGCGUCACCAGCUUGUGGGCGAUGUUCCUCUACGGCACCUGCAUCCUGGCCAUCGAGCGCAUGUACCUGCGGCUGCGCGACCGCAUCAACGUGGUGCUGCGCUGCAUCGUCUACACGCUGUGGACGUACGCAUGGGAGCUGAGCAUGGGCCUGCUCCUGCGUCGCUUCAAAGCCUGCCCCUGGGACUACUCCAAGUUCCGCUAUAACUUCAUGGGCCUAGUGACGGCUGAGUACGCCUUGCCCUGGUUCUUCGCCGCCUAUCUGGUGGAGCGCCUUGUCGUCCAGAAUACCCUGCGCCUGCGCUACCACGACGGCUCCGACGACGGCUGGUCCGACCCCGUGGCCGGGGCCAUCAGGGCCGCUCGCCGGGGUGAGAAGAGGCUGCGGGCUGGCGGGGUCAGUGGCUUGUUCAAGUGGGACUAAGCGCCUUGCCGACUUGGCUGGUUCGCUGCUAAAAAUUGUCCCAAAUGGAAAAAAAAAAGUGAAAAA